Vigna unguiculata (cowpea) is the source of this 768-nucleotide messenger RNA. RefSeq lists its product as uncharacterized. Gene Ontology annotation, molecular function: structural constituent of cell wall. Lineage: Eukaryota; Viridiplantae; Streptophyta; Magnoliopsida; Fabales; Fabaceae. The record is from RefSeq and is a predicted model, not a curated record.
CAGCAACAAAAACAUGAACAACAUGGCUUCCUUAAACUCCCUAGUUCUGCUCCUUGCAGCUCUUGUUCUGUCCCCUCAAGUGCUUGCAAACUAUGAAAAACCUCCUGUGCACAAGCCUCCCAUUAAGAAGCCACCGGUAGAAAAACCACCGGUUUAUAAGCCACCGGUUCACAAGCCCCCAGUUGAGGAAAAACCAGUUCGGAAACCACCAGUGCACAAGCCACCACAUGGGAAGCCACCACUGCAUGAGUCACAAUAUGAGAAACCCCCCGUUUAUAAGUCCCCACCAGUUCACAAGCCUCCGGUGGAGAAACCACCGGUGCACAAGCCACCAGUUCAGAAACCACCGGUUCACAAGCCACCACAUGGAAAACCACCGGUUCAUGAGUCUCAAUAUGAGAAGCCUCCUCUUUAUAAGUCUCCACCAGUUGAGAAACCACCGGUUUACAAGCCCCCAGUUCAGAAACCACCGGUUCACAAGCCACCCCACCCUAAGUACCCUCCAGGUUCCAACUGAGCCACCCACCUGUGAUGUUCAGAAUUGUGCUUUAACUAUAUGCAGAAAUAAGAGGUGUUUGUAACUGCUACCGUUGUCGUGUUUUAGUUUAGUUUGCAUGUUCUGGGAAGGACCACUCUUAGUUCUUCUUUUCAAGCAUUUCUUUGCCAUGCAUGGAUGCGUAAUGUAGAACCGAGAAACACUGCUUUCUACUCCAAACUAUGAAUAAUACAACUUUAUAUUAUUAAUCAUAUCACCUUUCCUUCCUUAAA